Armigeres subalbatus is the source of this 930-nucleotide messenger RNA. Its product is annotated as spidroin-1-like. NCBI's taxonomy places the organism in Eukaryota, Metazoa, Arthropoda, Insecta, Diptera, Culicidae. The record is from RefSeq and is a predicted model, not a curated record. The transcript has 3 exons. Bases 83 to 715 code for a protein of 210 amino acids.
UCAUUAUCAACUUACAAGUGAGUGCGUGCAGAGAAAUCUUUCGUUUCUUUAAGUCGUGAGCUCAAAAUCUUACAAAACCGAAAUGAAGACCAUGUGUGCUAUUGCUGUUCUUGCCACCGUUUUGGCGAUGGCCAACUGUGCUUCUUAUCAAAUUGCUUACUUGGUACCGGUGGAUACUCCCCUCAACCGAGUAGCUCGUUCGGCGCAAUUCGAUGCUAGUGCAGCCAAUGCUGGUGCUCAUAGUUUCAACAGCGGCUUCGGACACGGAGGACAUGGAGGACACGGUGAUAUCUCAGCAAGCGCAGCCAAUGCCGCUUCUCAAUCCUUCACUCAUGACCACCACCACGGAGGAUACGAAGGACACGGAGAGCACGGAGGACACGGUGGACACGGUGGACACGGAGGCCACAGUGGUCUCUCAGCAAGCGCGGCCAAUGCCGCUUCUGAAUCCUUCACUCAUGACCUCCACCACGGAGGAUUCGGAGGACACGGUGGACACGGAGGCCACGGUGGUCUCUCAGCAAGCGCGGCCAAUGCCGCUUCUGAAUCCUUCAAUCAUGGUCACCACCAUAAUGGCUUUGGAUAUCCAGGAUUCAGCGGAAGUGCUGCUAACGCAGCUGCUCAGAGCUUCUCCGGUGGUGCAGGUGGACAUCAUGGAUUCGGUGAUUUCAGCGCAUCAGCUGCCAAUGCCAACUCGCAUUCCUUCAGUGGAUAAGCAUGGACAGAAAAAUUGCUCAAUUAACUUCGACCAUCCUGCAAAUAUUUGGGAACCUGUGAAAUGAUAUUGUUGAGGACACAAUGCUUUUGCCUUAGUCAGAAAACACAUUUUUUACAAAUCAGUCGCGCACACUUAAAUUAUUAAAUUAAUGCUCAUUCCAUUAUAUAAACAAUGAAAAUACAAAUACAAAAUACAAAAUUCAAAUAAUUUAA